GUUUCGGGGCGUGGCCAGAGAUGACUGAAGCAGUCUCAGGUAGAAACCGUCCAGGCAAACACACAGGACGCAACCAUGGUCGGCAGCAUUCAUGAGUAACAGGUAGAUUCAGGUAGAAUAAGGUAGAAUAAGGUGGAAUAAGGUGGAAUAAGGUAGAAUAAGGUUUGCUGGUUCGUGUUUUAAGAGCUUCUGUCUUCAUUAGAGGAUCUUUGUUCCACACUCAGGUGUGUUACUCCGUCAUCAUGCGGAGUCUACCUGCGGCCGUCCUCCUGCUCUCUCUGCUCAAAGCGUCGGUGUGUAUUCAGGUGAAUGUCCCUCAGCUGGAGCGCAGCACAGCUUUGUUUGCCUCUGUGGUCCUCCGCUGUGACUACUCCACCUCUGCAAACCUCCAAGAUGUCCUAGUUACCUGGAGGUUCAAGUCCUUCUGCAAAGACCCCGUCCUGGAGUAUUACUCCACAGCGUACCAGUCUGCCCUCCAGCUGGGUCAGGACCCGUCCAAUGACUGUCCGGAUCGUCAGCGGACAGUUCGCACCGUGAUCCAGAAGAGAGGAAGCAGCGAGCCGACACUGGGGUCAGAGUACCGCGAACGAAGGAUCACCAUUCAGAACAGUGCUGACCUGGUGAUCAAUGAGGUGAUGUGGUGGGACAACGGGGUUUACUUCUGCUCUGUGGACGCUGCAGGAGACACGACUGGAGACUCUGACAAAGAAAUCAAACUCAUCGUUUACCACUGGCUGACUGUGUUGUUCAUCGUGAUCGGAGCCCUCCUCCUGAUCCUGCUCUUCUGUAUCUGCUGCUGUCAGUGCUGCCCUCACGUGUGCUGCUGCUACGUCCGCUGUCCCUGCUGCCCUCAGCAGUGCUGCUGUCCCGAAAAAGCCGUCAUGCAGCAUCGGAUGAUGAAGGAGGCUCAGAGAGCCAUGGCUCCCUGGGGUGCAGGCCAGCCGAUCUAUGGACCAAUGAGCCAUGCCUCCUCACAGAUGAACCCACUGCUCUAUGCAGGAUCUGCGUCGGGUAAGAGCUUCCCGAUGAAGCCCAUGCCUCUUCCUCCUCCUCAGUCGUCAGCUUACAGCAUGCCUCCUCCCAGUGUCCAUGGCAACCACACACCUGCCAGCACCAAUCAGAUGCUUGAUUACCUGGAGGGCCAGGUGAGAGGGAUGGACAUGGCCACCCCCUUGCUGCAGUCUCAGCCUCUUCCACCGCAGCACAUGCAGCCAAUGCAGCCUAUGCAGCCCAUGCAUCACAUGCAGCACAUCCCUCAACCCCAACACCUUCAGCAGAUGCCUCCUCCGCAGAACAUCCGCAGCAACAUCCCUUUCUCCCCUGGCCCUCCCAGUAUGAUCUCUGCCCUGGACGAAGGCCCAACAGAGCGCCGUGUCAUCACACUCCCACCAAUCAGAGAGCCGCAGUCAAGCAGAAUGCCCCCUGCCCCUCCGAAGACCCGCCCCCCUAGCUCCAGUGAGAGCAGCCGCAGUGGGUUCGGACGCCCUGAUCGAGGAGCGGCUGCCAGGCGUUACCCCUCGCCCCCCCGGUCCAGAGGGAUCCCCAGGAGCUACAGCGAGGAGUCGCUGGAUGGGCGGAGUCGCAACGGGGCGAGAGGAGGAAUGGAUCGACCCCGGUCCAGGUCUAGGGAUGAUCUGUUUGACAGCAGGUCCAGAGGAAAGUAUUCUCCCCCAGCAAGCCAUCGCUCUCGAGGAGGGUCCUGGAGCUCUGAUGAUGAGGCCAGCAGCAGGAGAGAUGGAAGGAGAGGAGGUGGAGGAAGAGGAGGAGGCGGAGGAGGAGGCUGGAUCGACAAACCUCCCAGCUACGCUGAGUUCGAACCUGGACAGAAACCAGGAGCACGGAGGAACGAUCGCUACUCCGACAAGAGUUAUCGCAGUGGCACCAGCGUCGUCAUCUGAACCCGUCCUGCUUUGAAACGCCCUGUGACCUCUGUGUCAGAGAACAGACUCAAACCGUCUCCUCUGGUGUCUUAACGUGAGUCCUGAAGGAGAUCCUGUGUCGCUGCUUGGAUGAAUGAAAGCAGACUGAAGGAUCAUAAAGUUUGAGAUGAUUAUAAAUGUGAAAGUGUUCCUGAGGAGCAGGUCUUAAAGGUUGAUGUGAAAGAGGAGAAUAUCGGGUCUUGAUUUUUGAUGCUCUGAUUGAAUUGAACAGAGACUACUGAGCAGCUGUGUGGGUUAACAUCGCCCCCUGCUGGUUCAUAAUGUAAUGUCUAUGUUCUGUGGACAGAUGUGAAACCCCUCCUCCCUGUAUGUCGUGUAAAAUAGUUUCUUGUUUAGCAGAAAGUUUAUCUAAUAUUUGUUUAAGCCAUAAAAACCUGAACAAGAGUAUCAGGAAGUAACGCUCAGGGCCAGAGAGUAGAAGAUAUUUUAUAAAGUCUGAAAGAACGUAAACCACGUUCUGAAAUGAGAAACGAGUCUUAGCUUUUUAAAAGUUGUGAAUAAGUUGUGUUGAUGUCUGAAGGAAAUGUGUGUGUGUUCAGACAGAUUUAGAGUUUAAACCUUUUGUACAUAAGAUGUAAUAUUUAUCCCGGCUCAUUGUAAACACUGUAAAUAAAUAACCUACAGCAUGUAAACAUCAGGAACAAGAUGUCAACAAAGUUACAGGACCAAAGGUUUUAUGUUAAACUCUGUGUUCAGCUGGAGGAGUCUGUCAGGUUUAUUCAGUCAGCCCUUUGCUUCUUCAGUAUUUUAUGACAGUUACUCACAAAGCAAAGAAGUGAAGUCAUUGAGCCUCUAACUGGUUUUAAGGAUUGUGAAUGUCUCGUGUUUUAAACUGUACAGUCAGUGUGUGUUUUUAAUAAACGUGUUACCUUUU
This is a messenger RNA of Notolabrus celidotus (New Zealand spotty), 2814 nucleotides long. Its product is annotated as immunoglobulin-like domain-containing receptor 1. Lineage: Eukaryota; Metazoa; Chordata; Actinopteri; Labriformes; Labridae. The transcript is spliced from 9 exons. The record is from RefSeq and is a predicted model, not a curated record. Gene Ontology annotation, molecular function: high-density lipoprotein particle receptor activity. Gene Ontology annotation, cellular component: plasma membrane. Bases 243 to 1898 code for a protein of 551 amino acids.